CGUUGAGAGAGUUGGGAGUAUUUUGCUUAUCGCUUCUCGACACCUGUUAACACGAAUCUUGCUUCACCCUUGACGUUUUCACAUUCUGUGUUUCGACAUAGAGAUAGUAAAUGCAUUAAUCCGUGAGGUCGGCUUCCAUGUUUUCCGCCUGGAAACAAGUAUUCAAAUGCAAUAUCAUGAAAACAAGAAAUUAAGACAGAAUGAGCUGCUCCGUAGAAUUACGCCAGCGUAGGCAACAGGGGAUGGCGGAGGAUCCUCAUAAACUCGCGGCGAUGAUGAAUAAGUCUCAGAGGCUUAUACUAGGACUUUUAAUUCUAUUACUGGUCGAUAUAAUUUGGGUAUCAAGCUCUGAACUUACCAAAUAUAUUUACAGGGAUGCAACCUUUGAGAAACCAUUUUUCAGUACAUAUAUAAGGACAUCUAUGUUUACAUUUUAUUUGCUCGGCCUGUGCUUUUGGCCACCUUGGCGGGAACAAUGUAAUAGACCUGCAACAUAUAUGUUUAUAGAUCCUAAUAUCGAAGAUGACAACUUCUAUGCGGAAGCUAAUACUAGUCUAAGCGACCCAACGUUUGUUCCAAUAAAAACUCCAGAUCAUUGUGACCGCUCAUCGGGUACAGAAAGUGACGAUUCGUCUAUCCGUUCUGUAAGAUUUAGUAAACUAGCUGAGGUGCGCCAUAUGUCAGAAAGUGAUGCCACGGAAGCUUUAUUGGCACGGCUUAGUUAUCAAGCCAGUGUUAGAGCCGGAGAACACGCGAGACGACAAGCUAACAAAUUCUCUGUACAAAAAGUGGCUAAAAUAGCCCUCAUGUUUUGCUUGUUUUGGUUCAUAGCAAAUUAUACGUAUCAGAUAUCAUUAGAACAAAUUGAAGAUAAAAUUGUGAUUGUACUGGCAUCAACAUCUAGUUUAUUUACAUUAUUUCUCGCUGCCUUCUUUCCCAGUAAUGGAGGGGAUAAGCUUACAUUGUCCAAAUUAGCUGCUGUAUUCGUUAGCUUCUUUGGAUUAAUAUUAGUUGGCAUCUCAGAUUUGACUGUAGAAAACAAUAGCAAGUCAAUGGGCAUAAUAUUAGCUCUAGUCAGUGCUUUUUUUUAUGCUGCAUAUAUUGUAUUUUUAAAAAGAAAAGUAGAUCAUGAAGAGAAAAUGGAUAUACCUAUGUUUUUUGGUUUCGUGGGAAUAUUCAAUUUAACGCUUUUGUGGCCUUUAUUUUUUAUCCUUCAUUACGGUCAUUGGGAAGAAUUUGAAUGGCCCAAUAGUCACCAAUGGACAUUCCUAAUUAUAAAUGGCCUGAUUGGUACAGUUUUAAAUGAAGUUCUUUGGCUAUGGGGCUGCUUCUUAACAUCGUCUCUCGUAGCGACAAUGGCUGUAAGCUUAACAAUGCCCAUGUCAAUGGUAGCUGAUGUCCUCUUGAAAAAAGUUGAAUACCCCUAUAUUUUCUACUUUGGAAGCAUUCCAAUGUUCUUGGCAUUUCUAGCAGUGUCUCUUUUUUCUUAUUACGAUAAUUGGGAUCCUGUUAUGAACUUAAUGAAAAGAUUUUUUAUCUGGAUUUGCAGAAAAAACAGAUCUACAAGGAUUCCAGAUCUUGAAGCGGAGCAAACAGAAUCCCUAAUAGGGAUAGAUAGUGGUGAUCAUGAAGCUUAAUAUGACAAUAAUGAGAGGAUCGAAAAACAUGGUAAAACAUUUCAUGAUAUAUAUAUGCCGUCAUAAUAAUUAGAUCAAUAAGCGCGUGAUUCUCUCUUAUAUAUACGUGCCUCCCCAUCGGCCGUAAACACCCGUUUCCAUUUAUAUAUUUCAUUCAUACACAUUCAUUUAUAUGUCUCAGCGACAGUUGUGUAUUACAUUCUGAUAUAACGAUCAUAUAAGAUUCCAUUUUCUCUAUAUACAUAUUUCUAAAUAUUACUUUAUUUCACAUUCAAUCACAAAAUAAUAUUACUGCCGGACAAUAAUCAUUGUGGGUCAAGUUAACAAACAUAACGAACAUGAUUAACAUAUUUUAUUUCUUCGAAUCUAUUUUUCCGAAACUACCUCUUUAUAUUUCUAAUCGAUUUAUCAUAUGAACACUAUGUUUUCAUAAACUCUACUAAUAAGAUCUGGUAUAUAAUUGUUAUUUCAAAACUGCAGUUUGGAUGUUGCAUUUUACUCUAUUCUAUAAUCGAAUUCAUAUAAAAAGCAAGAAAUUCAGUGUCUUUAACAAAAUCUGUAUAUAGUAAUACAGUAAGAGUUGAUUGAAAUCAAAGAAAUAUUCGUUUAUA
This is a messenger RNA of Camponotus floridanus (Florida carpenter ant), 2248 nucleotides long. RefSeq names its product solute carrier family 35 member F5. The transcript has 9 exons. Bases 201 to 1637 code for a protein of 478 amino acids. Gene Ontology annotation, biological process: regulation of peptide transport. NCBI's taxonomy places the organism in Eukaryota, Metazoa, Arthropoda, Insecta, Hymenoptera, Formicidae. Gene Ontology annotation, cellular component: membrane. The record is from RefSeq and is a predicted model, not a curated record.